GUUGCAUUGCAGGGGUGUGACUAGGCUACUUCUGCAAUCUGCAGUCGGGAGGAGCGCUCUCAUAUAAAUGCUUCUACGGUCUCAUCAGGACCUCGCAUCGCAUGCAUCUCGAAUGGGAAGGCCCCUCGUUGAAUGAUUUCAACACAAUUAGUCGAGCGGAUGCGCUGAACAGGGAGGGGUGAAUCUCCAUCACGUUUCCCGCGGAAACACAGGCACCUGUGCGGUUGGAUGGAGAGCGGCGAGUAAGCUGAAGAAGGGAGAGCGGUGGAGUUUACCCCCCUUCCCCCUUGCACCAAAAUAAAACUCCUUCUAGGCUGGUGGCUGUACAAUGUCCUCAGCACAGGGCAAGGAUAUAUCGGACUACCAUAUCAGCGUGGUCCGAGCCCCCCCUGGAUGGGAGGUAGGGGUGUUCGUGACUGGGUUCCUCCUGUUGUUGGCGGUGGCAGGAGUCAACCUCUGGAAGUUAUGGAAGUCUGGUACCUUUCCUGCACCCUCACCCUUCCCAAACUUUGACUACCGCUAUCUACAAGAAAAAUAUGGCAACUCCUUCUCAGAAGCGCGGCAAAAGAGAGUGGUCGCCAACAACCACCGACGGGCCUCCGCCUCCAUCAACCUGAGUCGUAAGCCCAGCCUGCAGCUGGUGGACACCCCGGACGGGCUGAGGGACCUGGGCCACCUGGAGCUGAUGAGCCGGGACCUGAUGGAUCCUGCCGGUGGGGUGGUGCCCUUCAACCGCUCCAUGUCCACCGACUCUCUCAGCUCCAUCUCCUCCAUCGGCAACAAUUUUGGCCACGACUACACAGUGGGGCAGCUGGAGGUGACCCUGGAGUACGAGGCCCGACCAGGGCCUGGGCCGGGGGUGCUCCACAUCGCCCUGCACCAGGGCAAGGACCUGCUGGAGAAGGAGGAAGGGGACUUCCCCGGCUGCUUUAUCCGGGUCACCUUGGUUCCUGAGGAACUCAACGUGGGCGUCACCAGGGUCCAGAGGAACGCUUUCACAGUCGUGUUCGACGAGCGUUUCUCCAUAGCCCUGGAUCCAUCUUGUCUGGAGGAGAACAGCCUGCGCUUUGCCGCAUUCGGCAUCGACGCGGAGGAGAGGAACAUCAGCGCCGGGCUAGCAGAGCUCAAGCUGUCUGACCUGGACCUUUCUAUCAGACCCUUUAACGCCUGGCUCUACCUGCAAGAUGUUAACAAGGCCGUGGAUGCAGUUGGGGAGAUUCUGCUGUCUCUUAGCUACUUGCCCACCGCUGAGCGCCUUACAGUGGUGGUGGCCAAGGCAAAGAACCUUGUGUGGACCAAUGACAAAACCACAGCAGAUCCCUUUGUCAAAGUGUACCUUCUGCAAGAUGGUAAGAAGAUCAGCAAGAAGAAGACCUCCAUGAAAAGAGACGACACCAACCCCAUCUUCAACGAAGCCAUGAUCUUCUCUGUGCCUGCUGUCGUGUUACAGGAACUCUCCCUGAGGAUCACAGUGGCUGAGGGCACCGACGACGGCAGGGGCGAGAACGUGGGUCACGUGAUUAUCGGGCCCGAGGCGAGCGGCAUGGGCAUCACCCACUGGAACCAGAUGUUGGCAACACUGAGGAAACCUGUGUCCAUGUGGCACCCUCUGCGGAGGACCUAGUACCCCUCGAUCUCCCCCUGUACCUUACCUCCGGUCACCAGGGUUGGGCUCAAUUCCAUUUCAAUUCCCUCCAUUCAGGGGAUACAUUGAAAUUCCAGUUUGAGAAAAGAAAAAGUGCCAUUUAUUUUCAAGGAGGAUUUUCCACUUCCUGAAUUGGAUUGGAGUUGAUCCCGACCCCGCCGGUCACUCCUCUUUGCAUGGUGCCUACUGUAGUACUAUUUUACUGUCCUCCAGAUAGGGAGAAUAAAAAAGGAAGGGGUAAAAUAGCUUCUUUUUUCAGGAAACUAGUCAUUUGUCUUUUGAAACCAGUCUUACUCUGCACCUAGUGGUAUGCAGGACUAAUUGGAAGGUGGCGUGGUAAGCUUUAUCAGAUUUGCUUGUGAUCAUUUGUAAAAUGUGAGAGUGACAAACUUUUCCUAGUAUGGUUUUUGGUAUGUAUCAUAUCUUCUUGUGCUUUUUAAAAUCCAGGUUCUCAAAUCCAGGUGAUAUCAAUUGUAAUUUGUAGCAAUUGUAACAGGGUGCCCAAAUCUGACCUAACAGGUAUAUACAGUACCAGUCAAAAGUUUGGACACACCUACUCAUUCAAGGGUUAUUCUUAAUUUUUACUAAUAGUGAA
Molecule: messenger RNA, 2240 nt
Organism: Coregonus clupeaformis (lake whitefish)
Lineage: Eukaryota; Metazoa; Chordata; Actinopteri; Salmoniformes; Salmonidae
Gene: syt12
Product: synaptotagmin XII
Exons: 8
Coding region: 329-1624 (431 amino acids)
Biological process (GO): cellular response to calcium ion; regulation of calcium ion-dependent exocytosis; calcium-ion regulated exocytosis
Molecular function (GO): clathrin binding; phosphatidylserine binding; calcium-dependent phospholipid binding
Source: RefSeq, a predicted model, not a curated record